AAUUAAAGGCAGCAAAAGAGGUUCGAACUAUGGCUGGAAGUCUCUAUAGAUUGUCCCUGGAGGAGAUUGGAUCGAUCAGAUCUCUAGAGGGUCCAGGAGCAAUGCUGAGUCUUCUGGACACCUUGAGUGACAGCACCAGUUCCACCACAGCCAAUGACCUGGACCUCAUCUUUCUGAAAGGAAUCAUGGAGAGUCCAGUGUCUCGAGAGCACUACGAAGAGCCAAAGCUGGAGGCGGUGAGGGACAAUAAUUUGGAGUUAGUGCAGGACAUCCUGAGAGACCUCACCACCCUCACAUCUCACAGUCAGGCGGCACACGAGCUCGUCUGCAUCCUCAAAGAGCCUCACUUUCAGUCUUUGCUUGAAACACAUGACUCUGUAGCUUCCAAAAGCUACGAGACUCCGCCUCCCAGCCCCUGUGCGUUCAUGGACCCUGCGUUCAUCAACCAGCCUGUUCCCCCUGAUGCUGUCAGGAUGGUGGGCAUCCGCAAAGUGUCUGGAGAGCACCUGGGUGUGACGUUUCGGGUGGAGGGCGGAGAGCUGGUGAUUGCUCGGAUUCUGCACGGGGGCAUGAUAGAUCAGCAGGGCUUGCUGCAUGUGGGUGACAUCAUCAAAGAGGUGAACGGAAAAGAGGUCGGGAGUGACCCGAAGGUUCUUCAGAAUAUGCUGAAGGAGUCCAACGGGAGCGUGGUCCUCAAAAUCCUCCCCAGUUACCAAGAACCCCACACACCUCGACAGGCCUUUGUAAAGUGUCACUUUGACUAUGACCCCAGUCAUGACAACCUGAUCCCCUGUAAAGAAGCUGGACUCAAAUUUAGCAGUGGAGACAUCCUUCAGAUCUUCAACCAGGAGGACCCUAACUGGUGGCAGGCGUGUCACCUGGAAGGAGGCAGUGCAGGCCUGAUCCCCAGUCAGCUGCUUGAGGAGAAGAGAAAAGCUUUUGUCAAGAGAGACCUGGAGCUCACUAGCACAGGGGCUCUGUGUGCAGGGAUGGGGGGUAAGAAGAAGAAGAAGAUGAUGUACUUGACCACCAAGAACGCUGAGUUCGACCGGCACGAGUUGAGGAUCUACGAGGAAGUGGCCAAGGUGCCGCCAUUCCGCAGGAAGACGCUGGUCCUGAUUGGAGCUCAGGGAGUGGGACGCCGUAGCUUGAAAAAUAAGAUUUUGGUGUCGGACCCGCAUCGUUAUGGAACCACAACACCCUACACAUCUCGUAAACCCAAGGUGGAUGAGAAGGAGGGGCAGAUGUACCUGUUUAUGUCUCGCAGCGAGAUGGAAGCUGACAUUAAAUGUGGCCGGUUUCUGGAGCACGGGGAGUACGAUGCAAACCUGUAUGGCACCAAGAUCGACUCCAUCCAUGAGGUCGUGGACUCCGGCAAGAUUUGCAUUCUGGAUGUCAAUCCGCAGGCACUCAAAGUUCUGCGAACAGCCGAGUUUCUUCCAUAUGUGGUGUUCAUUGAAGCCCCAAACUUUGAGGUUCUGAAAGACAUGAACAGAUCUGCCAUCGAGGCUGGUGUUGUGACUAAACAGAUGACGGACUCAGAACUCAAACGGACGGUGGACGAGAGCGAAAGGAUCCAGAGGGCGUACAGUCACUAUUUUGACCUGAGCAUUGUGAACGAUAACCUUGACGGAGCGUACCGCAGCCUCAAGAGGGCGCUGGACAGACUCAAUACAGACCACCAGUGGGUUCCUGUCAGCUGGGUCUUCUGAGAGCAAUUCACCAGUUGGGUUCUUCUCACAGUGGCUAGAGUCUAGUUACCUGCUGUAAUCUAUAUGAACUUGCCUGUUCUUUAGAUUUUUGCACAGAAAAUCAUGACAAUACAAAGCUAGUUUAUUAUUUUGUAAAAAAAAAAAAAAAAACUGACCUGAUCUGUAUAUCUGUAUUUGUUUUAAAGGAGUUCUGUACAGUGCUGUAUGUUUGUUAUUCCUGUUAGAGUAGGGCUGUAUAUUUGUAUAGAAACUGUAGAAUAUGUAUUAGCACCCUACGUUACAAUGAAGAUAUUCAGAAUCAUGUUGGAUAUAUCAAUGCUAUAUGAUUACGUAGUGUUUUGCAGGGAUUGUUUAGUUUUGAUGUAUUAUUAGCAGAAUUGAAGAGUGUUUUGGCGUGUUUACGGUUGUGUCAUAUUCUCCUGCAUGUUCUGAUUUGUGUCUUUUCUUGUAACAUUUGUUAGUAUAAAAUCGAUUUCGGUUCAAAAAACAACAUAUCUCACAAAAUAUGUCAGUUGAAAUGGAUUAGACUGUGUGCAUUAUAAAAGGUUAAAAUUUUAUUAUUCCAUUCCAAGACUUCUAGAAUACUUCACUGUGACUAAUCAAUCGCAGCGUUCUGCAGUCAUAUAUUUUUCUAUAAUGACUUAAAACUAUAUAAUUGACAGUUGCCCCAGGAAAGUGAUUUCCUACAGAUGUACUAGAUUCACUGUGUCUCUUGUAUCACUCCACACACUCUUUCUUCUCACAUAAUAAA
Molecule: messenger RNA, 2463 nt
Organism: Rhinichthys klamathensis goyatoka
Lineage: Eukaryota; Metazoa; Chordata; Actinopteri; Cypriniformes; Leuciscidae
Gene: mpp2b
Product: MAGUK p55 scaffold protein 2b
Exons: 12
Coding region: 30-1712 (560 amino acids)
Cellular component (GO): cell-cell junction; plasma membrane
Molecular function (GO): protein binding
Source: RefSeq, a predicted model, not a curated record